Molecule: messenger RNA, 660 nt
Organism: Eupeodes corollae
Lineage: Eukaryota; Metazoa; Arthropoda; Insecta; Diptera; Syrphidae
Product: mitochondrial inner membrane protease subunit 2
Exons: 2
Coding region: 84-605 (173 amino acids)
Biological process (GO): mitochondrial respiratory chain complex assembly
Cellular component (GO): mitochondrial inner membrane peptidase complex; membrane
Molecular function (GO): serine-type endopeptidase activity
Source: RefSeq, a predicted model, not a curated record
UUAGAUAACAUGUCAAAAUUGUUCUUUUUUUUAAGUUCGUGUCCUCUACAUAUUUUGUAUAUAAUUUAAUUGAACGAAAUUAAAUGAAUUUAACAGCGUUUGUUAAAUCAGUCCUAGUCGGAAUACCAGUAGGAAUUACAUUUUUCGAUUGCGUCGGCUAUGUUGCCAAAGUAGAGGGGAUUUCUAUGCAGCCAACCUUAAAUCCUGACACCAGUAAAUCGGACUACGUAUUUUUAUCCCGAUGGGCUGUACGAAAUUAUGAUGUGGAACGCGGUGACAUCGUCUCACUCAUGUCGCCCAAGAACCCGGACCAAAAAAUAAUAAAGAGAAUCGUUGGUUUAGAAGGAGACGUUAUCUCCACAUUAGGAUAUAAGACUGAUGUUGUUCGGAUACCGGACGGACACUGUUGGAUUGAAGGUGAUCACAUGGGCAACUCAUUGGAUAGCAAUACUUUUGGGCCAGUCUCACUGGGCUUGAUGACAGCCAGAGCGACUUAUAUUGUCUGGCCACCAUCGCGAUGGCAAAGUCUGCAGGCAGAUUUUCCAAAACCAACACGGAUUCUAUCAUCGUCAACAAAACAAUAUUCACAUUUUCAAGCCCAUUAGUGUUCAUAAAAAUUUAAAGUUGUUUUAGGAAAAAUAUACAGAAAUUUAGAAUUUA